AUGAAAUUCUUCCGCAAAAAGAAGAAGCAACAGCAACAGCCACAGCAACAGCUUGUCGAGAGCCCAGAGCCAAAGCCAUCAAUCGACGAUGAACCUGUGAUCAUUGAUGCAAUCGGUUCCAGCGGCUCGGAAAAGGAUGGAUCUGAUCCACCAAGUGCAAGCAAUGACAUCGAAAAGUCAAGCGCCUAUCUCCGUCAACAGGAUGAUGACGAAGGAGAAAUUAUGGGCAAGAUUCCAAAGUUCCUCCUUCCAAAAGGAGUGACUGACAUUAAGAAGGAGAAUGCCAUGAUCGGUGCAGCCAUCCUAUUUCUAAUGUUCAUUCUUCUUAUCGUUGACGCGACUUCUAGCGAAACGAAAACGCUACACGAAACUGGAAAUGGAGGAUCUUUCAAUCCCAAUUUCUUCUACGCCUGGAAGACCAAUGUUGCCUUCAUCGGCAACAUCAACUUUGUGUUGAAUGACAUUCCUCGUCUCACACAGUAUGUCUCUGGAAACAAGAUUACACAAGAUUCUUGUUUGCAUCAAAAGGGAAGUUUGCUGAAUAUUCUGAAAACAGGAAAUGGUAUGCUGGGCCGUUGGGCCACCAGUCCUGCUGUGAUGGCCAACAAUGGACUGUACGACUAUGGUGCUUGCAGUGUCCCACAACUGCUGUUGGGAUCCGAUGAUAGCCUCGUCUAUCGCAAUCAAAAUGGCGCCUUUUAUGACGAUGGAUACAAUCCAUGCCUGAACGAUGAAGACUAUUACUACUAUGAAAUUAGCGGCAAAAAUAGUACCAAGUCCUGGGACUAUGUGGUCAUGGCCGAUCAAGCCAAGCGCAUGUCGUUUGAUUUCUCAAGAGAACCAUCUUUGAUGGCUCUGAACUACACAUAUGCGCCCAUUCUAAACCAAGGAAGUGCCAAGCCGAUCAUUGUGCAACCGCAUGCUUUUUGGAGCAGCAACGAAAACAUGACUGGGCUUACCGAUGUUCCUACCUUUACAUCAAUGAUCUACAGCGGAGCACAAGAGUACAAGAGCUUUUUGGAUUCCUAUCUGUCAAGCAAGCAGAGUGCCCGCAUUGCUCCUGUUGGUAAUGCCUUUCUUGCUGUCUACGAUGACCACCCGGAUCUCUACAACAGCUUGUUCUUGUCUAGUGGUGUGCAGCCAUCCCCCAUUGGAUCUCUUCUCUACAGUUUGACGAUAUAUGCGUCCAUCUACAAGACUAUGCCACCUCGCAGCAAUGUCAUGAUGAAUGAUAUGUCACAACUCUUUAGUACGUCGAGAAAGGUCUAUUCGGAGGGUUCUUCGACCUUGCCAACGCAGCAACAAGCUAAAAUCUUGUACAAGGUUGCGAGGCGAGUCACCUUGAAGGGGUACAAAUCGAAAUCCUUUGUCGAAUCUUCCUCUUAA
Cylindrotheca closterium is the source of this 1386-nucleotide messenger RNA. The record is from the annotation of a GenBank genome assembly. Lineage: Eukaryota; Bacillariophyta; Bacillariophyceae; Bacillariales; Bacillariaceae.